AUGACAAUCUACGCAUUACUGGGUGGAGGCAGUGCCUUGAUGGUGCUUGCGCGUGCUGUGGCGGUGGCUACUGCUGGACUCUGUGCUUCUCGGGAGCUAUUUCGUCUGCUUACACGUACUUUGCUGUAUGUACCAUUAAGAUUCUUCGACGCUAACCCGAUCGGACGGAUUCUGGAUCGGUUUGAAGGAGACAUUUCUGCAGUGGAAAUUGACAUUCCAUUGGACAUCGGAAGUCUAUUGGUGGCAGGCUUCUUCACAUUUUGCCACCUUGUGAACGCAAUGG
Molecule: messenger RNA, 283 nt
Organism: Phytophthora nicotianae INRA-310
Lineage: Eukaryota; Oomycota; Peronosporomycetes; Peronosporales; Peronosporaceae
Exons: 1
Biological process (GO): transmembrane transport
Cellular component (GO): membrane
Molecular function (GO): ATP binding; ABC-type transporter activity
Source: RefSeq, a predicted model, not a curated record